UAAAUUAUAAAAAACACUAAUUUGCAGAUCUUGAUAAUUACGAACGCUUGUCUUCUUCAUCAACUAACUUCCUGAUAGAUUUCUGUAGUUCUGUUACUAUUAAUUCGUAUCCUCUCUCUCUGUUGGAGCACGCUGAUUCUUAUUCUACCCAGAGAAACAGCCACUGUUUUUUCUUUUCUGAAUUAAAGAGAAAUGUCGUUGUUGAAAGCUUGAAGCAGAGAUAUAUGGUUUCUGAUUUCGCUUGAUUAUCAACGGGGUACCCGCUAAAACCAGCACAGCAAUGUCGUUCUUCUUCGGAAUAUUCUUGGGACUCGGCGUCGGCAUUGGCUUGAUUAUUGCCUUCGCUCGAUACGAGAACAUCCGAUCAACUCGCCGCUCCGAUUUGGCCAAAACAGUGGCGUCAUUUGCGAGGAUGACAGUGCAAGAUUCAAGAAAGAUUCUGCCGCGAGAGAGUUAUCCAUCCUGGGUUGUCUUUUCACAGCAACAGAAGUUAACUUGGCUGAAUGUCCAACUUGACAAGAUUUGGCCGUUUGUUGACGAGGCAGCAUCGGAGCUGAUAAGAAGUAAUGUGGAGCCAGUUCUUGAACAAUAUAGACCAGCUAUCUUAGCAUCUCUCAAGUUUUCUAAAUUGACUCUUGGCACUGUGGCUCCACAGUUUACAGGAGUUUCCAUAAUUGAAGGGGAAAGUCAGGCUGAUGGAAUCACCAUGGAAUUGGAAAUGCAAUGGGAUGGCAACCCAAAUAUUGUACUUGGCAUUAAGACCAAACUAGGCAUGGCACUACCUGUACAGGUAAAAAAUAUUGGAUUCACAGGGAUGUUUAGGUUAAUCUUUAAACCACUAGUUGACGAGUUCCCUUGUUUUGGAGCUGUUUCUUAUUCCUUGAGACAAAAGAAAAAGCUCGAUUUUACACUCAAAAUUAUUGGUGGUGAUAUAAAGACAAUCCCGGGGAUUUCUGAUGCAAUCCAGGAAACUAUAAGAGAUGCAAUUGAAGAUUCCAUAACUUGGCCUGUUAGGAAGAUUAUACCAAUAAUACCAGGGGAUUACAGUGACCUUGAGCUCAAACCUGUUGGAACACUAGAUGUGAAGCUUGUGCAAGCCAAGGACUUAACAAAUAAAGAUGUUAUCGGGAAAUCCGAUCCUUAUGCUGAGUUAUUCAUAAGACCUCUUAGGGAUAAAAUAAAAAGGAGCAGAACUAUCAACAACGAACUGAAUCCAAUUUGGAACGAGCACUUUGAGUUCAUUGUUGAAGACGCAUCAACUCAGCACCUGACAAUAAGAAUCUCCGAUGAUGAAGGGGUUCAGGCUUCGGAACUUAUUGGCUGCGCUCAAGUGCCACUGAAGGAACUCAUCCCUGGUAAAGUGAAGGAUGUCUGGUUGAAGCUAGUGAAAGAUUUGGAGGUCCAAAGGGAUACCAAAAACAGGGGUCAGGUGCACCUGGAGCUCCUCUACUGUCCUUUCGGCACAGAAAGCAGCAUUAAAAAUCCUUUUAACCCAGAUUUCUCUUUGACCUCAUUGGAGAAAGUCCUUAAGCCAGGAAAUGAUGAAACAGAUGCUUCAAAUUUUAUAAGGGCACCAUCUUCAAGGAAAAGUGAGGUUAUUGUUAGAGGAGUAUUAUCUGUCACAGUAGUAGCAGCAGAAGACCUGCCAGCAGUAGAUUUGAUGGGAAAGGCAGACCCAUAUGUAGUUCUUAUUAUGAAAAAAGCCGAAACAAAAGUCAAGACUAGGGUAGUAAAUGACAGCCUGAAUCCAGUUUGGAAUCAAACAUUUGAUUUUGUCGUGGAGGAUGGUUUGCAUGAACUGUUGAUUUUGGAACUUUGGGACCAUGAUACUUUCGGGAAGGAUAGAAUUGGGAGAGUUAUAAUGACUCUAACUAGGGUGAUAUUAGAAGGGGAAUUGCAGGACAGUUUUACCCUUGAUGGUGCCAAAUCUGGGAGGCUCUUUUUACAUCUCAAGUGGACUCCACAGCUCAAGUUCCGUGAAAAUUGAUCUGACAAAAAUAGACUUCACAGAUCCGUUAUCAUUUCACAAGUUUCUGUCUGGAUCCAGGAGAGAGCAGAAUUCUUUAUGUUAGAAGGAUGCUGCUAACACCCAAGAAAUUGAAACAAAGAAGUAUACCAGGGCUGUCACUGUUUCUCUGCAAAAGAUCAUUUUUAAGUAUUUUUUAUUUUCAUACUUUAGAUUGAUA
Carica papaya (papaya) is the source of this 2186-nucleotide messenger RNA. The record is from RefSeq and is a predicted model, not a curated record. NCBI's taxonomy places the organism in Eukaryota, Viridiplantae, Streptophyta, Magnoliopsida, Brassicales, Caricaceae.